CCCUCCCCAUGCGUGCGGCUUGAGCCGGCUGCUGCUGGAUUCUGCCUCUGCCUGUCUCUGCCCGUCUGUCACUCCGUCUGGCCGAUUGUCGGCAGUGUCGCUUUUCUACCGCCUGCUCGCUGUGUUUGUCCGUAUCUGUCCGCUGUCGGCUGCUGCAUCCGCACCGCGGCUUUCAUCACCAACGAACCAGCGACUCCCGUUUGUCGAUAUCGACCCCCGUCCGUCUGCAUUUAAAGCAUCAAGCCCUGCCUUUGCAACCAUCAAGCCGCAUACGUCCAUCUGCCACAUCAUCGCUUCUCUGUCUCGAGCCACCAUUCCCUCCGAACAAGAUCCGCUCUCUUGAAUGAGAAUACUAGACUCUGUCCUCCAAAUCCAUCGACAACUGUAGUCCUCCAUCCAGCUGCGUCUGUGAUUGUGAUUUGCGAUUUGCAAUUUGCAAUUUGCAAUUUGUAAUUUGUGAUUUGCCUCCCUCGCCCACAAUGGACUGUACACCUGUGCUCAGCUCCGACACUCCGACUUCGACCACAUCGAGUCUUCCCUAUCGGCCGCAGUCUCUAUUCGAAAUCGUUCAGAUUCCACACAAGAUCGUGUUUGAGAAUGUGUACAUGAACGGACUGCACUCACUGCGCCGGAUCGAGAUUCGAAACACGACCCCGUGCCCGCUCAUCAUCAAGCUUCGCUCCAACAUGGGCUCCCAGAUCGCCUUUCAGCUUACCAACGAAAACCUACCAUCGCGGAUCAAGCGCCGCACGCCGCUCUUGGAGAUCGACUCGGAUC
This is a messenger RNA of Polychytrium aggregatum, 777 nucleotides long. RefSeq lists its product as uncharacterized. Lineage: Eukaryota; Fungi; Chytridiomycota; Chytridiomycetes; Polychytriales. The annotation marks the transcript as partial. The record is from RefSeq and is a predicted model, not a curated record. The transcript is spliced from 2 exons.